AAACUACUAGAGAAGGGGUACAAUACUGCGUACGAGUGGUACCAGAAGACUGACGGGAAGUGGAUCAUGGGCGACACCUUUUCAUAUGCAGACAUCAUUGUGGCAUGUUGGUUGCUCGCACUUAAACGAGUGCUGAAGGAGAAUGAUGAGUGGGCCAGGAUCAGUUUCUUGGAAUGGGGGAAAAUGGGCCCAAGUCCUUGUAGAUGUGAGAAAGAGUGUAAAUUGGCUUAGAAGAC
Suillus subaureus is the source of this 236-nucleotide messenger RNA. RefSeq lists its product as uncharacterized. NCBI's taxonomy places the organism in Eukaryota, Fungi, Basidiomycota, Agaricomycetes, Boletales, Suillaceae. Bases 67 to 231 code for a protein of 54 amino acids. The transcript has a single exon. The record is from RefSeq and is a predicted model, not a curated record.